Talaromyces proteolyticus is the source of this 1247-nucleotide messenger RNA. RefSeq names its product phosphatase 2C-like domain-containing protein. Gene Ontology annotation, biological process: protein dephosphorylation. The transcript is spliced from 5 exons. The coding region runs from base 223 to 1176 and encodes 317 amino acids. Gene Ontology annotation, molecular function: protein serine/threonine phosphatase activity. The record is from RefSeq and is a predicted model, not a curated record. NCBI's taxonomy places the organism in Eukaryota, Fungi, Ascomycota, Eurotiomycetes, Eurotiales, Trichocomaceae.
UGCUUCGGCUAUACCUUCUAUAGAAUAGAUACAAUCCAUCAUUAAUUGCACGGAAAUCUGACCCGGCUUCUGUUCUAUCGCCAUCGCCCUACAACCCCGACCAAUUGAUUCAUUUGGGCCACUGUUAUGAUAUCAGGCUGCCAUCACUAACCUUCUAUUAAUUCACUCCAGCCUGCUCCAUGUCUACACCACAGUGCGCGGACUUGGAAGAAAUGAGAGGCCAUGUUGCGAACAACUAUUAUGGCAACUGAAGAUACUGUUCUCCUGUUUGAUGCAGGGGCCGGAACGGCACAAGGAGAGCGCAAUUCGCAAGAAGAUCGCUAUGUGGUGAUCUUGCCGGAUGAAUUCCCACCGUCGCAGACCACAGAUAAAUUCGCUUUACUUGCGACAUAUGAUGGGCAUGGCUCUUCCAUGGUCUCAGAACACGUCCGUCAGAACCUCGCGCAUCUCCUCGUCAGCCGACCAGAGUUCAGUCAGGGCGACUACGAAACCGCAAUUUGUAGGGCUUUUGAAGACGAAGACAGCCUUUUAUUCGGACUCUCCAUGGCGGAAGAUAUAGAGCCCGUGAUAUCCGGCACGACAGUUGCGUUGUGUCUGGUCAAUUUGACCAAAGGGCUGGUGGUGGUUGGAAACGUGGGUGAUUCGCAUAUUCUGCUUGCGGAGCGGGAUCCGUUGACCGAAGCUAUUGUGUGGCAGGACCGCUUAACAAAGGCACACAAACCUAACACGCCAGCGGAAAGGAAUCGAAUUGAACGUGCAGGUGGUGCUGUACGCGUAAUCUCGGGGACUGCCAGACUUGGGUCCUUAAACAUGUCUCGAGCCCUCGGCGACCUACAGUACAAAAACCCCAUCAACACGCUCGAUAUCGACGCCACAUCCAAAAGCAGACGAGUCAGCACCGCUAUACCACAGAGACGUGGUGACUUCCUGUCUAAUAAACCGCACGUUCGGACCGUGAAACUUGACAAGAAUAGUCGAUAUGCACUGCUCUGUUCUACGGAUGGAGUAUCAGAUACGACUGAUGAUAAGAUAUUAAUGGAGGAAGUCGUGGCUGCAUUGACCAAGGGGCAGAGAGCUUCGGAUAUUGCAAAGAGCGUGACCUCCAUGGCGGCUGGGAUGCCGGGAAGUGAUAACUGUACGUGUGUUGUUGCGUUCUUUGAUGGGAUUCAAUCAUAAAUAUCUGUUAUUACGGAUUAGAAAUGUAAGCAUUACAGAUUAGAAAUGUAAGCAUUACAUUUGCUGGUAGC